Molecule: messenger RNA, 1044 nt
Organism: Necator americanus (New World hookworm)
Lineage: Eukaryota; Metazoa; Nematoda; Chromadorea; Rhabditida; Ancylostomatidae
Exons: 8
Coding region: 1-1044 (347 amino acids)
Biological process (GO): neuropeptide signaling pathway
Cellular component (GO): plasma membrane
Molecular function (GO): neuropeptide receptor activity
Source: RefSeq, a predicted model, not a curated record
AUGCAUGAUCCGAAUUGGUAUAAUCGGACAUUGGAUUGGGAGGACACGUUGGCCGGUGGAUCACUAUUUGGAAUAGGUUCAGUAUCGAUAGUACUGUAUGUAAUGGUUAUGAAGAUUAUGCGACGACAAGAUAAGGAAGUUGUCGGUUAUCGAUUUUUAAUAUCGGCCGGAUUUGCUGACGUAUUGUUGUUAUUUAACUAUGGCGUAUGGCCAGGAUUAACGAUUCUCUUCAAAUCGGAGAUUAUCCCGAAAUGUGCACGACAUUGGCUACAGCUCUAUCUUGAUUGGGCAUGGUUUUCAAUGGUAUGGCAUUAUGCGGUUGUUGGAUGGUCACGUUGGUCGGCGAUACGUACACCGCAUACGUUCCGAUGUCAACGUAGACGUUACUCGUACGCGUUGUGCGGUUGUUGCUACGUUGUUGCCUUAGUGGAGGUACUAGCUACACAUUUUCAACCAUGGUACGUCACUUUCUACUAUGAACCAUCAUCAUAUGGGAUGUUAGCCGAAGAUUUUGCUCUCUACCUCUCCGGUGGACAAUCGGCAAUGUUUCUCACGUAUCAUGUGGCCGCCAUUAUACCACCGAUUAUUUUUUACACAUGGUCGUUAGUUUUGCUCAUUAAUAGACGUCGUACAGCAAUCAAAUCGCAUACACAUAUACACGUAGCUCAAAGUAAUAUUGAAAGCAGGUUACUCUUGCCAUGUGUCAUUAAUAUGAUAGUAUUUAUCGCUGGUCAAAUCGUUAUCACUGUUGGUACGGGUGAAGGGAAAUGGGCAGGAUGUAUGGUAAUGCUUGUGUUCUGCACCAAUUCCGCUCUAAAUCCACUACUUCUACUUUUAUGUUCGGAAAGCAUCAGGAAACAGCUGCUUAUCACAAUAGGAAUCAGGAGAUCAUCAUUCAGUCAUCCAGAAAAAUGUUCAUCAAUCAUUUAUAGGAACCCGAUUAUAACCAGAAGCAAAGAGGAAACAAUACAAAGUCCUCUUAUGGGUGUUCAAGUUCGACUAAGCCCAAGUCCAUCAAAUUCCGAACCGUCAACACAUUUGUAG